Molecule: messenger RNA, 618 nt
Organism: Peronospora matthiolae
Lineage: Eukaryota; Oomycota; Peronosporomycetes; Peronosporales; Peronosporaceae
Source: the annotation of a GenBank genome assembly
AUGGACUCCUGCCGCAGAGGUACAGAGGUGGCACCAUUCCUCAAGAGCCUGCGGCAGCUUCUGACCACGGAAGACCCAGCCGUGUUGCGAUGGACACCCGACGGCAAGGCCUUUGAGAUUCACGACAUGGCUGCCAUGAUGGACCACGUGCUGCCCAAGUACUUUAAACACAGCAAGUACACGAGUUUCCAGCGACAGCUCAACUAUUUCAACUUUCGCAAGUGGACAAAAUCCAAGGCACUCGUGUGCACUUUUUCCAACCCGUUCUUCCAGCGUGACCAGCCGGCGCUGGCUUGGCGGAUCGUACGCAAGAGACCUGAGAACCUUCGGAGCAGUAGCACUGCCGCCAAGACGAAGAAGGCAAUCGCCAUCAAGGUACCGUCGGGUGAUGCCAGCAGUCCCGGGUCGUUUCCGUCACCCACGGACGCCUUCUCGAUAGCAAACGAGCUGGCUCUCUUUAGUGAGGCCUCCUUUUACGAACCAUCGAUAGGCGGCCAGGACGAGCAAUCACUGGACUGGGUGGACGUGCUGUACUCAUCACUCCAGUCGCCGCUACUUAUAGACAAUGCCACGGGCUCCAUCCGCCGCGACUACCCGUUCGAGUGCGCCGAGUUGUGA